Messenger RNA from Macrosteles quadrilineatus (aster leafhopper), 678 nucleotides. RefSeq lists its product as uncharacterized. NCBI's taxonomy places the organism in Eukaryota, Metazoa, Arthropoda, Insecta, Hemiptera, Cicadellidae. The transcript is spliced from 5 exons. The coding region runs from base 38 to 658 and encodes 206 amino acids. The record is from RefSeq and is a predicted model, not a curated record.
UCGGUGGAUUAUCUAGGUAACAUCGCCAGUUGGUCGGAUGAUAAAGGAGAUAAAAGCCACAAUAUUCUCCUCCCUGGCCACUCCGAAGCAGACCAUGGGACUAGCAGGGCUACAGGAAAUACUAUCAGUAGCAUGUCUACUGACCACCUCGGGGCUAACAUUUCACAUAGAGAAUCAUCAGCAAAACCUUCACCAGAACAACGGCAGCAGAGUAGUCCGCAGUGUUUCCCCGUGGGACUACUUCCCCAUGGUUCCUCUCAACAUUCACGACUUCCUCGAGACGGAACAGAUGUCAGGAAAGACUGAGAGGGAUGUACACAUGCCAGAGUUUCGGCCGCUGUGCCAAGUGAUCCGUCGAAGGGUGGAACUGAGGGAUGCGGGAGGCGAUGACGAGUAUGAGUACAGACCUCCUCAUUACUUUGAGAGCAUCUGCAAGGGCCCCAACCAACGGAACCCUGACUUCGCUGGCACUGGCAACAGUUUGAUGUGUGUGUAUCCUGGAUUCUCGUGCGUUCAGAGGUCCCAGACAAUCUACCUGACUCGUCGUAAGUUUGACUCCAACUGCUGGGAAGUGUUCACUCGUACCAUUCCCUCAAACUGCGAGUGCAUGUGGCCUGUACAGUCCUUGGGCGAGGUCGCUCACCAUUACCAACAAUAAUCGCACAAUAAACACACACU